This is a messenger RNA of Symbiodinium natans, 555 nucleotides long. NCBI's taxonomy places the organism in Eukaryota, Dinophyceae, Suessiales, Symbiodiniaceae. The record is from the annotation of a GenBank genome assembly.
AUGUACCGGCGGUUUGUGGCCUUUCAGAGGCGUCACCCCGUGUUUACCAGUGCAGCCACAGGAGGUGCGGUUAUGAGCUUGGGCGACACGGCUGUUCAGCUCGCCGCAGCUGGAACUUGGGACUACCAACGAAAUGCAGUGGUCAGUGCCUACAAUGGAGGAAUGUCCCCUUUCUUCUACUACUGGUGGCAGCACUUGGAUUCAAUUUGGCCUGGAACUGGGGGCGCAGCUGUGGUGCGAAAGACCCUCGCGAACCAACUAGCCGUGGCACCAUUCAACAGCACCAUGUUCUUGACCUGGAGCACGGCCAUGGAGUCUCUGAUCAAAGGUGACUGCGUGGCCGAUGAUGGCGGCCCCUGUCUGCAGACGAUCUGGGAGAAGGUGGCAUCCAAGGCGCAGGCCGAGAUUCCGAGCUUGGUGCUCUCUUCAUGUGGGUUCUGGCUCCCUGCAAAUGCGACGAACUUUAUGUUCAUGCCCAACCAUCUGCGGGUCGUCUUCAUGUCUUGCUGCGCUGUUUGCUGGGGAGCCUACAUCACCUACGUGGUGCACCGGUGA